UGAAAUUAGCAAAAGCAUAAAUGAUGUCGUUAUCGAAAGUGAACAUGUGUUGGCUGUCUGAGCUGUGGCUUUUGUAAAAAGAGUUUGUAAAAAAAAUUAAUAGUAAUUGUGCCUUGAUGUAAAGUGACCAUAUACAAUUAAUCGUUCAUGCGAGCGAAAAUGUUGGCAAGUCAUGCUGGAAUCACUAAUAGUUUUGACAGUAGUAAAUUGCAUUUUCAUGCUCGGUUCCACAGUGACGACCUGUGCAUUGUGGUGGCAAUAUCAUGGCCAUCAUUGUUGUCCUGACAAUAAGAAAACUGCUGCUCAACAAAAAUUUGAUUCAAAGAGAUCGAAGAACUAUACUUUAGAAACCGCCAAAAAGCUAAAAGGAAAAUCAGAUUUCGAUGGUUAUGUUAAUGUUGUUAGCAAGUCCGGCACAAAUGGUAGUCACGAGCACAAAAGUAAAAGAAGUCAGAAGAAACGAUCUAAGAAAGGUUUGGAGUAUCAAAGCAGAAGCGAUCAGAAAAUAACAUUCCCCGAAGGAUUAGAAGUAAGAAAGUUCGAUGAAAAAGACAAAUUUUUGUCGGCGGCUUCUCAAACGAUAAAUGAUACCAAGUCGACGAUCGUAAUGGAAUUUUCAACAGUCCAAAAACUCGUGCAGAUCGUCGAUAACGACCCCGAUAUUAAUUCAGCGCGAGCUCCUUUCAAGGAAAUUGUCAUCCAAAAAGAUACGGCAGACAAGAAGCAUGAUAAUAAUAUCGAGCAAAAUUUUGAGGCUAAUGUAACUGCUACUGACUCUUGAUACAAAUUGCCAUGACAAAUUGACAGAUUAAUAAGUUACCAAUAUAAAUCUUACUAUAUGGGUGUCAUACAUUCUAAGAUUAAAGAUCGAAAAAAUAAAUUUUAUAAACAUAAAUCAA
Wasmannia auropunctata (little fire ant) is the source of this 899-nucleotide messenger RNA. RefSeq lists its product as uncharacterized. The transcript has 3 exons. Bases 173 to 781 code for a protein of 202 amino acids. The record is from RefSeq and is a predicted model, not a curated record. NCBI's taxonomy places the organism in Eukaryota, Metazoa, Arthropoda, Insecta, Hymenoptera, Formicidae.